Molecule: messenger RNA, 5485 nt
Organism: Cynocephalus volans (Philippine flying lemur)
Lineage: Eukaryota; Metazoa; Chordata; Mammalia; Dermoptera; Cynocephalidae
Gene: CCBE1
Product: collagen and calcium binding EGF domains 1
Exons: 11
Coding region: 1-1227 (408 amino acids)
Molecular function (GO): calcium ion binding
Source: RefSeq, a predicted model, not a curated record
AUGGUGCCGCCGCCUCCUCCGAGCCGGGGAGGAGCGGCCAGGGGGCAGCUGGGCAGGAGCCUGGGUCCGCUACUGCUGCUCCUGGCGCUGGGACACACGUGGACCUACCGAGAGGAGCUCGAGGAAGGCAACAGAGAAAUCUGCUCAGAAAGCAAAAUCGCGACGACCAAAUACCCGUGUCUGAAGCCUUCGGGAGAGCUCACCACAUGCUUCAGGAAAAAGUGCUGCAAAGGGUAUAAAUUUGUUCUUGGACAAUGUAUCCCUGAAGAUUAUGAUGUUUGUGCUGAGGCUCCUUGUGAACAGCAGUGCACAGAUAACUUCGGCCGAGUGCUGUGUACUUGUUAUCCAGGAUACCGAUAUGACCGGGAGAGACACCGGAAGCGGGAGAAGCCGUACUGUCUGGAUAUUGACGAGUGUGCCCCCAGCAACCAGACGCUGUGUGCACACAUCUGCAUCAACACUGUCGGCAGCUACCACUGUGAGUGUCGCGAGGGCUACAUCCUGGAGGAUGAUGGGAGGACAUGCACCCAGGGAGACAAAUACCCCAAUGACACUGGCCAUGAGGAGAAGUCUGAGAACGCAGUGAAAGCUGGGACUUGCUGCGCCACGUGCAAGGAGUUCCACCAGAUGAAGCAGACGGUGCUGCAGCUGAAGCAGAAGAUUGCCCUGCUCCCCAACAAUGCUGCUGACCUGGGCAAGUAUAUCACUGGUGACAAGGCGCUGGCCUCAAACACCUACCUGCCAGGACCUCCUGGCCUGCCCGGGGGCCAGGGUCCACCCGGCUCACCAGGACCAAAGGGGAGCCCAGGCUUCCCUGGUAUGCCAGGCCCACCUGGGCAGCCUGGCCCGCGGGGCUCAAUGGGGCCAAUGGGACCAUCUCCUGAUCUGUCCCACAUUAAGCAAGGCCGGAGGGGCCCUGUGGGUCCACCAGGUGCACCAGGAAGAGAUGGUUCUAAGGGGGAAAGAGGAGCACCUGGGCCCAGGGGGUCUCCAGGACCCCCUGGUUCUUUUGACUUCCUGCUGCUUAUGCUGGCUGACAUCCGCAACGAUAUCGCUGAGCUACAGGAACAGGUGCUUGGGCACCGGACUCACUCUUCAGUGGAAGAGUUCCCUUUACCUCAGGAGUUAUCCAGCAACUCAGAAACCAUGGACUUGGGCUCUGGAGAUGACUCCCCAAGAAGAACUGAGGCAAGAGACUGGGGAGCCCCCACAGGCUUUUAUCCAUAGCACACCCCAACAUUUUCAGGCCAAAGGAAGAGAAAAGAGUGUUUUGUCCUGCAGUUAAAUCAUCUAAAGAAGAAAAAAUCACUGGAGACCUAGAAAAGACACAUUGUUAUUUUCUUUACUCUUUUCCUGCCUUCUCCUUACUCUUCUUCUUCCAAAUACUGUUUUCAGAGUCCCCUAGUAGACCUACUAGUGACAUGAUGUAGUAAGUGACAUGAUGGAUUUAGACACUUUCCAUUGAGAGUCAGCUGGGGUGGUCCAUGCUGGGACUUUUCUUUAGCGUCUUAUUUUUUUAUGAACCUCUGAGUUAAGUCCUCUCACGUGGUGUCUUAAAAUUUGGCAGAAUACCAAAAUGGAAAAAUAACAAGAUGAGCUCUAAGAAAAUGUGAGGCUACAUCUAAAAAAUAUAGAUAUGUGUUUGAAAUAGACUAGUACUCCUCUGGUACAAAAUUAGGGCUCUUCAAUUAAAAAGGGGUGGGGAGGACAACCAUGUAGCUUUAUCUUGGUGGGUAAUUCUUUUUACUUGUCAAUCUAAUAGAUUUAAAUAUUCUAUCCUCUUAGCCAAUUUUGUUUCCCAAAUUUGGUUAAAGAACGGAGAGAACUAAAGAGUGGAGAUUAGGGAAGAUAGAGAAGAACUACAGUCAUAUAUUUACUCUCAUAUAGGUUGCCACAUUUUAAAAUUAAAAUACAACGAUUAAGGAUUCAGGCCACACUUAUCUGUAAGAGAAGAAAGUUACUCUAUCUGUUGGAAUAGAUCCUCUUUUCAAAAGACAGUAAGGUUAAAAAAAGAAAAGUCAGUAAGGGAAUGAAAUGCCCCAAUUCACAUUAGAACAAUAGAUUCCUGGCUUGCCAGGAUAUUUUAAAGCUGUUUGAUCAAAAGAGAGGGCCUGCUCUAAAAGUCACAGAUUUUUUUUUUUUAAUGAAGAAUGAGUUUUAUUCCUCAGUGAUAGACGGAGUAGUUCAAUUAGGAAGAAUCCAUAAUCCUGUGCCUAUAUACAUCAAAUAACACAGACUCAGAAUACAUAAGGCAGAAGGAGGAAAAAUAUACAGAUAACUAUAAAACUUUACAAUCAGGGUUAUUAAGUCUAAACCCUUCUGUGAGAAACAUAGAUCAAGCAGAGAAAAUAAGGAUUCAGUAAUUUGAAAAACGCAUCUAACUAACAAGAUCUAGUGAAUUUAUUUAUUAGCAUUGCCACAAUAAAUAGAGAAUGUACAUUAUUUUCAGAAAAAGUCCCAGUAAGUACCAAAGAAUCAGUGCCCUACAGGUUAUGUUCUCUGACUACAGUGCAAUAUAAUUAGAAGGCAAUGCAUAAAAUAAUGAGGAAAAUCUCUUACAUGAGAAAAAUUGUUUUAAAUAAUUCAAAGAAGAAAUCAAAUGAAAAUUACAAAAUAUUUAAAACUGCAGUGAAAGACUAUAUCACAACUCAAGGACACAGCUGAAUAUAUGAGUGACAUUUAUAGGUUUAGGAAUAUAUUAAAAAGCCAGCCAGAUUGAAAAUUAGUGACCCUUAGAAGUUAAAAAAAAAAAAAAAUUCUAAGGAAGUAUGAUGUUUGGCCACAAUAAAAAUUUAAUAAUUCUAUUAAAUUAAUAGAAUGGGAAACAAAAAUAAAAAUCAAUAAAACCAAAGCUAGUUUGUUAAAUAAGGGUGGCUGACCCUUAAGAGGCCAGUGAAUCAAUGAAUCAAUGUUCAGUGGGGCUCAAGGCUGGAAAGUGGUUGCUGUUUGGGGUUGUUGGCAAAGGAGAGGGGGAACCUUGGGCAGGGACCCCACUAAAGACAAAUCAGCAGAGUCAGGUAGUUUGCUCUCCUUGGAUGUCAGAUGUCCUUGUUUGGGGCUGGCCAAUCUUGCCGACAUAUUGAGAAUAGUAUAGUAUUGAAAGUUCUUUUGGAUGGGAAGAGAAAAACAACAGUGGUUUUCCUUGUUUGUCAGACAUGUCCUUCCUCCUGUUCCCAUUUUUCCUUAAUUUAGUGCAAGUUCCAGUUCUCUCCUAAGCAAUGUGGGAAGCCAUUCAGAAAGGGGUAUACUUCCCAACCUCACGCAGACUCAGUGUUUUUUCAGAGCGCAUCUGGGUCCCAGAGGGAAACGUGUUCCUGACAAGGCUUUCUCCAGGUUCACAGGCAUCAGGAGCAAAAGACCAAGGGAAUCUGCUCCUUCUUAACAUUGUCGGGGGGCCUCUUGUUUCAAUGGGCAGCUUAUGGGCUUCUUAGGUCCCGCUUUCUCACUGGACACAAAACAUGGCUUUUGACCCACUGAUUCAGGAAAUUUCACCUCACAUGGAGCUUCACAAAUGAUCAUUCUCACAGUCACGUUUGCUCCUGUUGAGUUUCCCAUUUCCCAGCCUGCAGUGUCCCCUUAUAUUUCUGAUAGCUUUGUGUUUGGCUUUUUCCCCCAUCUCCUUCUAGCCUCCAUCCUUUAACUCCCCUACCUUGAAAGUUGGUUUAAAGAAAACCACUAUGGUGGUGUUUGUAUGCCACUUUUCCAUCUUUGUCCUUGAGAACCAUAGGAGGGGCUCUGUUGGCAAAUUUCGAGUGGCAAUAGCCUUCCUUCUCUCUUGAGGGACACAGUAUUUAAAGGGUGUGGAUGGAUGAAUGCUUAAAAAAAAAAACCAUGUACAAGCUCUAUGAGAGACGAUUUGGUUCAUCUUUGGCUUUCUAAAAAAUGAGGAAUUUUAUUACCUUUUAUUUUUCUUGCCAAUGAACACUGUGUUUAGAAAUGUAGUUUUUAUUGUCAAAUGUUCAUAAAAUGCAACCAAACUACAUGUUUGGCCAUCGGAUAGGAUAAUAUAUUUAAAGAAUGAAUUAAAAGUACUAAUACCUGGGAUUCAUAAGACUCUUCUAGACAGUGUUGUCCAACAAAACACACAAUAACCUGUAUUUUGUAAUCCUAAUCUGCUAAACCAGGUCAAUUUAGAAAAUAAUUAUUAAUCCUCAGAUUUUCAAAACUUGGACUACUACAAGGCUAUGUAUAUAAUCUAUAUGCACAAAUUAUAUUUUUCAAAGAUAAGACAUCAUAAAGCAUUGUUAUUUCUAAUGUAUCUUUUGGUUAUGAAUAGAAAACCAAUGCUUCAUUGACUGAACAGGAAUUCUGCACAAAACCCAAUGAGAAAGCCAUUUUUAAUUUGCCACAGUUUUACUAAGAUACUUCAUGUUUUAUGGGAAAAAAGAUUUUUGUUUGCUUUGCUUCCUCAACCCAUUAGUAGAAAUGUUGACUUCAAUUUUUUGCACCCUCCUAACUAGGACUUAGAAUAGGACUUCAUAAGUUGCCUCUGGUUUUGCAAAGCAAUGGGAAUAAAAAAUAUGUUGAGUAUAAGGAGAGCAUGCAUUUUAGUUUAAGAAAACCCCUCUCCCUUCCCAGUUCCAGAGGGAGAAAUUAUAAGCUCUACUAUUUCAAAGAAGAGUGGGGUACAAAGAGGGGGCUGCCUUUUCUCGCCUUCUAUGUUAAUUCCCAGCUCCAGUCACAGGAUUGGUUGACUACAUGAAGUCUGCUUCUACUGUUUAAACUCAGGUGUGUUCAUAGCCCAACAGGUAAAUAAUAAAUGCUCAUUGGCAUUGGGGGGAAAAAGCGGUAAGUAUUGCCCCACCACCAACCAGGUGAAGAGCUCCCUGGUCUGGUCUUGCUCCCUUUCCAAGGUUCAUAUCUGUGUUGGCCUGUGAGCCCCAUUUCCCAGGCAUGCAGGGGAAGACCUUGUCCACAACUAGGCAUCAGGCAUCACCCUGGGUUUUUAGGCAUCAACUCCUCCAUCAUAUUUUGGGUGUCCCUCCCUCUCUUCCCCCAUCCCAGCCUGUCCCACAGAGACAGCCACAGCAGCCUCAUUUUGCAAACUUAACAUCUUUCAGAUAACGUUUCUGAAAAGGAAAGUUAUUUGCAGGAAUCUGGGCCAAAAAACUAGUAGAAUAGAGCCAUCAAAAGUUAUUAAUAAUGAAUUCAAGGAAAUAGAUGAAAUUUUUCCUGGCACAGUCAACAUGUGUAUUUCACAAUAAAUCAGAAAAUGAUUUUCCAUUUGGAAACCCACACAGUGACCAUAAUUGUUAAAGCAUAAAAUCUUGCUUGGACUUUACAUAUUGCUUCAAUGUUACUGCUUUAGGAAACUCAUAGAAAGGGAUCCUUUCGCUCAUCCCCCAGGGAUCUAGCAUUCUUUAUUAAAUUACAAAGCAAGAGCCCUGGGGAAUUUCAUGUUAUCAUGAGGUUGUUUUGAUUUCCCAGUGACUAAUCAUAUACUACAUUAGCUCUGUCAUUCAUUAUUUAUAACAGGUCCGUAUAA